ACUCUGGUCCCCUCUUCGGAGAGCGGCCAUUUAAUGUAGCAACCGAUUGGGGCAAUAAUAAAAGGAAUGGAGAACCUCGCCAGAUAACAACAGCUUUACGGCAGCAUUUCAUUCCAGUUCGUUUGCAGCAGUCGCCACUCAAGGUAUACGUCCCCGUGUUACUUAUUCGCAUUCAACCGAUCUCUACAUAAAAAAUGGAGUGGUCAUCAUCGGGGUCAGACGACAGCGGAUCCGAAGGGGUUCUUGACGCAUCUCAAAUGGGCGACGCGGAGGCUGUGGCGGGUGCUCUGGAGCGUUUGGUGCUGGCCGCCAACGGAGACAACGAGAGCGCCAAAACUGUCGGCCGCUUUCGGCGCCUCCACUCGCUCAACCUUAGUUGCAAUACGUUGACAGAAUUGCCUGGCGCCCUUCGACACUGCGCCCGGCUCGAGAAACUCAGUCUCAGGUCGAACCGACUGGCCGAGCUACCAAAGUGGUUGACCAGUCUGCAAAACCUGCGCCAACUGAAUCUCUCUGGCAACUCUUUGGCACAGUUUCCCAUGGCGGUUCUGGAGUUAAAAAAUCUGAAAUACUUGUAUAUGGGAAGCAAUGGUCUUGAAUCACUCCCUUCGGCCAUAGAAAAAUUGGAAAGUUUGCAGAUUUUGUACCUUGGUGGUAAUAGAUUGACAGAGGUACCGUCCAGUUUAGGAAAUAUGCUCACGCUGACCGCCCUGGUUUUGUGCGACAACCAACUCCGCGCGCUGCCCCCAUCCAUUGCUCAACUUGAGAACCUCCGCUCUCUCCUGCUACACAAAAAUCAACUUCGAACACUGCCCCAGGAGAUCGUUGGGCUCAGGGGUCUCAGAGAGUUGAGCCUACGUGACAACCCGCUUGUGGUGCGUUUUGUCCGUGACAUGGCCCAGCAGGUGCCCUCCCUGCUCGAGCUGGCUGCGCGCGUCGUCUCGACGCACCACCUCUCAUACUCGACGCUGCCCGUGACCCUGAAGAAGUACCUGGACACAGCCCACCACUGCGUCAACCCGCUCUGCCAGGGUGAGAAAUCGAAUUUGAACCGCGCAUUUCUAUUUUUAUCCUCUUGCAUGUACUUGGCAGGCGUCUUCUUCGACAGCCGCGUGGAGCACGUCAAGUUCGUCGACUUCUGCGGCAAGUACCGCGUGCCUCUGUUGCACUACUUGUGUUCACAACGAUGCGCCGACGGUCCGGACGCUGACCUGCCUCCGGAGGCGGGCCAACGCCUCCUGCGCAAGGUUCUUCUUGGUUGAAGCUGGCUUGCGUUUCGUUCUCUUCUCUUUUGCUUGAUUUAUCUCCCGCAACUAACAGACGCAAAUCUUGUUACAUAUAAACGGUGCACAUCUCCUCAACUGCGACGCACUUACAAAUGAUAUUAACUCGUGUGCCAAAUAAACUGAGCAGGGCAGAAUCUUAUUUACAAGGGCGGCGUCUCUGCGAAUAACCCCAACUGAUUUUUUCGACAGCAAGUCUCUCGAAAGCUGCCAAUUUCCGCUCUAAUUUCAUUUAUUUUUUCAGUGCAAGAUUAUAAUAUUAUGUUUACUAUCAAAAGGAAAGAAUGCCAAAUUUGUGCUGAUAAAUUAAUAAAACAGAAUUUCUGUACAGCAAUGUA
Messenger RNA from Neocloeon triangulifer, 1621 nucleotides. RefSeq names its product leucine-rich repeat-containing protein 58. Gene Ontology annotation, molecular function: protein binding. Lineage: Eukaryota; Metazoa; Arthropoda; Insecta; Ephemeroptera; Baetidae. The record is from RefSeq and is a predicted model, not a curated record. The transcript has 5 exons. Bases 195 to 1262 code for a protein of 355 amino acids.